AUGUCCUCCAUAGGCCCCCAGCUCCCUCCUCCAUCGCCCGCCUCGCGCAAGCGCAUGCCCGACCGCGACACCCCCUCCCCGCCCGCCAAGCACCCCCGUAGCCGGGGCCCUUCCUCCCCGCCCAACGACCAGGAAAUCCGCCUCUCCGACUCGGACCCCGACCCUGCCCCAACCGCGACCCCGUCCUCAGACCCGUCCUCCUCCUCCUCCGACGACGACUACGGCCCAGCCCUCCCGUCCUCCAGCAGCGCCGCCCCCCGGCCCACCGGCCCCUCCCUCCCGGCUGCGCAGCCCGCACCCCAGCGCGACACGUGGAUGCUCGCGCCGCCCCCCUCGACCGGCUACUCGGAGCGCGACCCGACCCGCCUGCGCGCCCGCAAGUUCGCCUCCCGGCCGUCCGCCCAGCAGCCCGGCGACCCCCCCUCCGCCAUGUGGACCGAGACGCCGCAGGAGAAGCUGCGGCGCCAGACGGACGCCCUCCUCGGGCGGGGCGACCCCUCGGCCAGCGCGGAUCCCGCGUCGUCAGAGCGCGACGCGCGGCGGAGGGAGCGCGACCGCCGCAUAGCCGAGUCGGUGGAGGCGGCGAGGGGCAAGAGCCUCUACGACGAGCAUCGCGAGAAGAGGAGGAGGGACGGCGGCGGCGUGGCGAGGGCGGCGGCCGACGAGGACGAUCCGAGCAAGCGGGCCUUUGAUCGGGAAAAGGACAUGGCUGUCGGGGGCAGGAUCGGCAGCAAGGCCCGGGAGGAGCUGGUCAGCAAGAGUGCGAAUUUCGGCGGCAGGUUCCACAAGGGGUCGUUUUUGUGA
Ustilaginoidea virens is the source of this 804-nucleotide messenger RNA. RefSeq lists its product as uncharacterized. The coding region runs from base 1 to 804 and encodes 267 amino acids. Lineage: Eukaryota; Fungi; Ascomycota; Sordariomycetes; Hypocreales; Clavicipitaceae. The record is from RefSeq and is a predicted model, not a curated record. The transcript has a single exon.